Molecule: messenger RNA, 6571 nt
Organism: Patiria miniata (bat star)
Lineage: Eukaryota; Metazoa; Echinodermata; Asteroidea; Valvatida; Asterinidae
Product: sodium- and chloride-dependent glycine transporter 1-like
Exons: 13
Coding region: 296-2419 (707 amino acids)
Biological process (GO): sodium ion transmembrane transport
Cellular component (GO): membrane
Source: RefSeq, a predicted model, not a curated record
AAAAGCCGGUAGAUGAGGCGCGCUCCAUGCUUCAUAAAACGAUUUGGCGCGAAGGAGAACGGACGGUUUUUCCCCUUCUCUCAGUUAUUAUUAUAAAUAUACAAAAACAAUCUAAUCUGCUUGAAUUAAUUUAACCAAGUGUUAUUAAAAAUUUCAUUCAUUUUCACCGCAAAGAGAAAACAAGUUAACCCAAGAAUUGUUGUCAAUCGAUAAGUAUUUGUUCGUGGAAAUAUAUUCCGUCAAAUCUGGAUAUCGUCACCGGUUUUUGUUGUCGAAACCCGAAGAUAGUUUCAAGAUGGCAGUACCCAAAGGAUCAACGCAGAAGAACAUUCAUAAUUUGAGUUUUCAACCUCUGUCCCAGGGCGAUCCCGGCUUCGCCAUGUACCCGGCCCCUGGUAGCGGGCCACCAUCGCCCCUCCCCGUGGUGGCUCUCACCAAGGGUGGGGAUGAGAACACGGACCGUGGCAACUGGAGCAACCAUGCCGAAUUUCUCUUGUCCUGCAUCGGCUACGCCGUGGGUUUGGGGAAUGUCUGGCGAUUCCCUUACCUGUGCUACAGCAACGGAGGGGGAGCGUUUUUGAUCCCCUACCUGAUCAUGUUGCUGUUUGCUGGUCUUCCUCUCUUCUUUUUGGAGCUUGCCUUUGGCCAAUACAGCAGCAAUGGGCCCAUCCGCUGCUGGAACUCCGUCCCGAUGUUCAGAGGUGUUGGGAUAGGCAUGGUGAUCGUCUCCGCCUGGGUGGGCAUCUACUACAACGUGGUCAUCACCUACACCCUGUAUUACAUGUUCCAAUCGCUGACCACCAGCCUGCCCUGGGCAGGGUGCGGCCACGAGUGGAACACCCCCUACUGCAGCGACCUGGUCAAGGAUUGUCUGGCCAAUGGCGGCAUUAUGACUGUCAACAACACCUGCGAGGACAUAGGCAACCUGACUACGGUCGAGCUGGCCGAGUACAACGUCACCGAAGAUGGUAACCUCACCGACUACGUCGAUCCCUUGAAAGAAAUGAGGAUACGCCCGAGCGAGGAAUUCUACAGGAAUCGGAUGCUUCACGAUUCCGGCGAUAUUGGAGACUCUGGAUACAUCAUCUGGCAGCUAGCGUUGUGCCUGGGCCUGGCCUGGCUUCUUGUUUUCGGCUGUCUGGUCAAGGGCAUCAAGUCAUCUGGAAAGGUCGUUUACUUCACUGCUACAUUUCCCUAUGUCGUCUUGGUCAUUCUUCUCAUUCGCGGAGUCACGCUGGAUGGAUACUGGAAGGGAGUUGAAUUUUUCGUCACUCCGAGGUGGAGCCAUCUGGGCGAGGCAAAGGUGUGGAAGGAUGCAGCCGUGCAGAUUUUCUACUCGCUCAGUGCCUCAUGGGGAGGUCUUAUCACCCUUUCUUCCUACAAUAAAUUCCGUAACAACUGCUUGAGAGAUGCCAUCGUGGUUCCCUUUUUGAAUUGUGGAACUAGCAUCUUGGCCGGUUUUGUCAUCUUCUCGAUUCUUGGUAAUAUGUCGCACGAGCUGGACGUACCUGUCGACCAAGUUGUCGACGAAACUUUCGGUCUUGCCUUCAUCGUCUACCCUGAGGCUGUGCUCCAUUUCCCCGCUGCUCCUGUUUGGUCAUUCCUGUUCUUCUUCAUGUUGCUGACUCUCGGACUCGACAGCCAGUUCUGCAUCGUCGAGACUGUCGUAACAGCCGUCAUGGACCAAUUUCCCGAGAAGUUGAAGGGCAAAAAGACGUGGGUUGUUCUCGGAUACUGCACCGUUAGCUUCCUUCUCGGAUUGAACACUGUUACUCAGGCUGGUAAUUACUGGGUGUGGCUCAUGGACAAGUACGCCGCCGACUUCGCCCUGUUGAUCUUCGGUCUUAGUGAAUGCAUCGCGCUGGGUUGGCUGUACGGCAUCAAGCGAUUCACCAACGACAUCCGCACCAUGCUGGGAGACCGGGUCGUGGAUUCCAUCUUCUUCAAGUGGUGGCCCCUGAACUGGUGUUGCAUUACUCCAUGUGUGCUCUCUUUUGUCCUCUUGUUCAACUGGAUUUCCUGGACCGACCCCACCGCCAAGGACUACGAGUUCCCGCCUUGGGCCCACGCCAUCGGCUGGCUCAUGAUCUCUUCCACGCUCAUCUUUAUCCCCAUUGUCUGGGUGUGGGAGUUCCUUCGUGCCGAGGGUGGUGUUAGAGAUAGACUUCGUACCAUGAUCACACCCACCGCCGAAUGGGGUCCAGCUCUCGCCGAGCACCGCCGGGACGCUGAGCGUGUCCACAAGGCCAACGAUACCACCUUCGGCGGAGUUGUUGAACGCGAGGUUGCGGGCAAACUGACCGCCAAAUACAUGCCGUGUGAGGAUGGGGUCGUCGUGUCGUCUCGCCCGUCUUCCCCCCUGGAAGGCGCUACCGCUGGGGCAAUCACGCUGAACGGAUUCAAUGGUAACGCCGUUUGAAGUGGGCUCUUCACCAACCGAGGAAGAAAUGGGUAGGAAUGGGGGGAUGUAGUGAGGACUGGAGCACACCGGCCGGGCCAAGUGCCCUGUAAUAAGAAUAAGAACAUACCUUGCUUUAAAAGAAAAAGCCCGUGCUCUACUAUAGGAACGCAAAAAAGCUGAGGGAACAAACUGGGACCACGCAAGCGGGCCAGGAAAGGAUGACACUUUGUUGCAAAGGAAAAGACACAACAGCUGCAGCAUUAAAUCUAGCGAGAUCGUUGCUAGUGCUUCUUCCAUAAAUCCUGGAUGCUGGGCUUUCUUGGAGUGCAACAUCACCAAAAGCCUUUCCCAACAAACGGCACCACCUAUACCUAUAAUUACGACAACAUUGAAUGCAAUGCAAGUAUUAAAAGUGUUUUGAUAAACAGGGUCGGUCAUCUCAGGCAGACACUCACUACAGGGUGAGUAAAAAAAAAAGAAACCCAAAUUUCAGGUCCAUUAUUUAAUGAAAAUCACAUACAUCCCAAUAUUAAUUGGUUUUGUUGAAAGAACAAUUAUCUUUUGGUGAUCCAUGGACAGAACUUUAAUUAAAACGGUGAUUAUGUUCAAAUUUCGUUACUUGAAAAGUACAAGAGUGAUUUGAACGAUUCUUGUACUAAAAGAAAGCUCAUUGAUUGGGCUUUCAGAUCCUAGAUUUUGAAAGUGCUACAUGCAGAACUUCAUUAAAUAACUGGUCCUGCCAUUCGGUUUCUUUUUUUUUUCCGUUUCCCUGUAUAGCAUUAAUUUGCUUGAAACAAGAAAUAAUUUUUUUAAGUGUUGUGAAAACAGGGUCAGUCAUCUCAGGCAGAGACUCACUAACACAUUUGCAUCUUGCCUUUUGUACUGUCAAAGGUUUUUAUUAUAAUUAACAAUAUGCACCAGUGGCUGAAAGUUAUAAUCAGGCAUCCCAAUCGUGUGCUAAACUGCGACGGUCUCCCUCUGUCUGGUAAAUUCCAACUCUUUUAAAUAAACUCUUCAAAACAUCAGAACCCAAUAUCAUAAUUUGAAAAUGUAAACGCCAAUAUUCUGUCAUAAUGAGGAGAAAAAAAUCAGACACCAAAAAAAAAAAUCAAAAAUGUGACCGUGCAUAUGUUGUCAAACAUUCGAAUGCGAAUUUCAGAUGUAAAUGCUUUGGUUUUCUCCCUAUUUUAUAUCUGUGACAUGCUGGAAUUUAAUGUUAUUCCAAUACUAAAAAUACCAAUACCAAAGUGGAAAAAGUUGAAAACUAAGAACAGAAAUUUGGCGACAAAAUAUUAAUGCUUUGGAAAACCCGUAGAACUCUCGACCAUGUGUGUGAUGACUGAAAAAAAGUGCUCUUUAAUAUAAUACAUGUGCAUUUUAAAAAUUACAGUGCAUGCAGUGUGUUUGUUUGAUAGUUUCCAUUAAACUGUUUUGUGUUAUUUUCUGUAAAUAAUUGUGGUAAUGUUACAAUAGUGCCAACGUGAAAUCAUUUAUGUGUGCAUGUAUAGAAGGCGACGCAACCUUUAUUAUUCAAGGGAAUAUAGUUCGUGUAUCGGAUAAAGUAAAAACAUACAACCAGAAACAAAAGGCUUAGUCAUAAUUGUAUCAAAAUGAAGAGAACAAACUCAUUAGAUUUGUGUUCACAAAAUAUGUGCUUGCAAACUUCAGGAAUACAAAAAAGGAAGAACUCUUAAAACUUCAAAUUUCACUGAAAUAACAUCGUUCAAGGCACGGAGGAACAUUGCCCCAAGAUGGCCCUACCGAUUACAGGGAAUGUACAUCAUUGGCUUUUGCUGUAAUUUUCAGAAAUGAAUAAUUUGAGGGGUUAGUAUAAUAGAUCAAAUAUUGUUACACUGACAUGUUCGAAGUUUUAAAAGUGAGUGAAAACUUCGCUUAAAGUGAAGGGGACUGGUAUACCAAAAUACCGUGAGAAAUUAUUCCACCUGAAUGGUAUCGUUCGGAAUUAUUAACGGUACAUGUAGUAAAAAAAAAAAAACAGUGGGCACGUUUUCUCUAUUUUCUCAAAAUGUACUAUAGUACCCAUGGAGAUAAAACUUCCACAGUUUACUUAUGGCAUUCUGAGCAAUAUUGUUGCUUCAAACGAAAAGGAACAAAAUAUGGGUAAUGAUCCCUCGUGCCUUUAACAUAAAAAAGGGCUACGUUUUUUCUCAAUAAAAUAAAUAUAUGUCCAGGUUAACUGUACUUUAGAUAAAUGCCAUUUCGCGUGCAAUUUAUACUAAUAUUUAUGUGCAGGUUUAUUAUCAAGACACAAUGCAAGUACUCAAUGGUGUGUUACAUGUCUUUCUGAAAUGUUCCUUGCUAAAUGUCGAUUGGGCAUUGUCAAUGCAUUGUAAUGAACUUCUGGUUGAUGUUAUUUAUUUGGUUGUGAGCUGUGUUACCGUUACAUGUUUCUUAUUACGUUUUAGAAAACAGUCUUAACUUUUAAGUAAAAUCAUGUUUAGUAUCAUUUCAAUGAACUCUACUUGAGACUAUUUUGUGCAUCAGUGAAUCGAAAGACAUUAUCUACCGGAUCAUGUAUUACACUAGAUUUGUGGUUUGAGUGUUCCAAAAAUACAAAAGAAAAAUCAAGGUACCAUAAAAGUAAAUCGCACAGAAUUCAAAACGAGGUGCACUUUAUUUUCAUUUUGCCGACUUGGGCAUAUUUAUUUUUACCAUCUCAAUCCUUACUGUACAGAACAUUAAUUAUUGUUAAAAAAAAGGCGUAUUUAUUUAUUUGUAUUUUCCAUUAUAUUUUGUAUAUUCAUUGGGUUUUUAUAUAAUAUGUUGGGUUUGCAUGACAACAGAGAUUCAUUUUUUAAAUCAUCAAAUAAGGCGAUUAAGAAAGUAUUAUUAGCAGAAUUGUUAGUGUUUACUCAAAUUUUGAACACCUGAGAUUUUGUUGAUGCAAAGGCAUAAUACUAUUUGAAAACGUCAAUGUGUUUUUAAAACAUUUUUACCAAGUAAAACAAAAAUAUGGAUCAAUGUCAGUCGUGUAGUAUAUAUACAUAUGUACAUUUUCAAUGACUAGAGCAUACGAGGGCACCAGUAUGUACAAUCAUGUACGUAUUUCACAAACAAUCUGAUGGUGGUUCACAUUUUCAGUAAGUUUGUUGAGAUCCUGUGUGAUCAUAACCGAUUCUGGUGUGUAUGGAUAUAGAUUGACAGCACAAUAUCCAUCCUCGUGUUUAGUUUGCAAUAGUUUGCAGGCCGAAGCCGGAUUUUGCAGGCUUUUCCUCCCGCCAACCUUGUGAACUCAUUAAUGGCACGCAGGGCGAUCUUUCAACUUGAUCAGCCUUUCGAGAAAGCUGCAAAAGGCAAACGGUGUUAUCGUAGUGUAUGUGGGUUAGAGCUCUGUAUAACUAGGCUAGUUUAUUACCGAGUAGUAUUGUGUGAGAGGUGUUCGCAUGCAGUAUCUGACAUCGAUCGACUUCCGGUCACUCUUUGAGUGUGACGUCAUUCGCGCUGCAUGAUGGGUAAAGCUUCCUGUAGCUUGAGCCCAAAAGCAGAUCGAAAUCAAUGGCUGACGUUUGUAAAGACUUCGGAAGGGAAAUAAAAGGGUCUCGUUUGGCAUCAAUGAUAAAUAUCUUCGAAAACGGACAAAGGCAACCUCAUUUGUAAAUUUGAUCACGUGUAGAUACAUUUGUAGAAAAUAAUAUUGCAUGCAUCACCUAGAAAUGUACAGCUUGUAUUAAAAUGGGAGAAAAAAAUUUACGAAAAAAAAAAAUGAAGAAAAAAAGUUGUGAAUUAUUUUACACAAUGCAAAAAAUACAAAAACAAAAAAAAUAUAAAAUCGUUAACAAAAAACCAGUUCUGAUGUAGAUGUACACUAACCCACUUUUAAACCCCUGAAACUGCAAAUCGCAAGACAGCAACAUUUUUGGCUUGUAUUUUGUACAUGUACUACUAAAAGCUGUUAUUUAAUGAUGUAAACAAUCGCAAGACAGCAACUUUUGGUUUGUAUUUAUACUACUGAAAGCUGUUAAUGUUAGUUAAUGAUGUAAACUACAUAGUCCACCAAUAAGGCUCUAUCCAGAAUCCUGUAAUCAAGAUGAUAUUAGACCAGCCCCUGUUUUACUUUAAAAUAAUUAAUAGAAUUUUCGUUUGAAGUUUUCAGCAUUUUAAUUGUUUGGAAUUUUAAAAUAAAGAGGUUAUCCCUGCAGAACUGUACAA